This is a messenger RNA of Mesocestoides corti, 321 nucleotides long. NCBI's taxonomy places the organism in Eukaryota, Metazoa, Platyhelminthes, Cestoda, Cyclophyllidea, Mesocestoididae. The record is from the annotation of a GenBank genome assembly.
AUGUAUUGUCUGCAGUUUAUACUACCUAUCUUCUUCCUCCCUAGUCCAAGCAAUCCCGCUGCCCAUGCCCACCAUACUGUUUACCUAUUCCUUGUGUUUCUUAUUUUUUUAAUGGAGCGUAAGCCAUGUGGUAUCUGUACUUUAUACAUCAUCCGCUUUAGUCUUCCUUCCCCAAAUCCACUUUCACAUAAAGUAAGGUCGUGCAUCUUCAUGCGUGUACCAAAAUUAACGGGAUUGUUUCUGUGUAGAACCGUUCGGUCAAUUAGUUUAUGUCAAGUCGUAGCAAACCGUGAUUCCUUUAUUUGGGUAUGCGAUCUAUGA